Megalops cyprinoides (Indo-Pacific tarpon) is the source of this 1753-nucleotide messenger RNA. RefSeq names its product pleiotropic regulator 1 (gene plrg1). The transcript is spliced from 15 exons. Gene Ontology annotation, molecular function: protein binding. The coding region runs from base 107 to 1651 and encodes 514 amino acids. Gene Ontology annotation, biological process: mRNA splicing, via spliceosome. NCBI's taxonomy places the organism in Eukaryota, Metazoa, Chordata, Actinopteri, Elopiformes, Megalopidae. Gene Ontology annotation, cellular component: catalytic step 2 spliceosome; precatalytic spliceosome; Prp19 complex. The record is from RefSeq and is a predicted model, not a curated record.
AUCUGGGAGACGUGUUUUGUGAUGCACCGAGAGUAGAACGUUUAGGGUUUUUACAUAAUUUUGUGUUUCGGUAUUUACUCUUGCAUUUGAAUAGAGACGAUUCAGAAUGGCAGAGGAUGUUCAGAAGCACUCUGUACACACACUGGUGUUCAGAUCCCUCAAGAGAACGCACGACAUGUUUGUGGCAGACCACGCCAAGCCCAUAUCUAUGGAUGAAGAGAGCCAUAAGCUGAAGAUGGCUGCCAAGCUGCGUGCAGAGUACGGGGCGGUCCUCCACCUGCCGUUUCUGAAGGAGGGGAAGGAGAAGGCCGCGCAUCACAUGACCGACCCUUACGGACAGCAGGGUUACGAAGCACGGCCAGAUAUGGAUCCAGAGUAUCUCAUCACCGGGACUCAUCCUUACCCCUCGGGACCAGGAGUGGCUCUGACAGCUGACACACAGAUGCAGAAGAUGCCCACUGAAGGCGGAGUUCAGUCACUUGCACUUGCACUGCCUCCAUCACAAGCAAGGCAGGACGCCGGGCGCACCGCGGCCAGCGUGGCCGACAUCCACAGACACGCUGGGGGCGGCGAGCGGUCGCAGCCCCCGAUGCACAGCAUGGCUAUCAUGGAGGCAGGAGGAACUAAGAAUUCGGCCCUGAUGAGGAAAGCCCCGACCAUGCCCAAACCACAGUGGCACCCUCCGUGGAAGCUCUACAGGGUUAUCAGCGGCCAUUUGGGAUGGGUGAGAUCGAUCGCAGUGGAGCCAGGGAACCAGUGGUUUGUCACCGGCUCAGCUGACAGGACCAUUAAGAUCUGGGACCUGGCGAGCGGAAAACUGAAGCUCUCUCUCACGGGACACAUCAGCACUGUCCGCGGAGUGGCCGUCAGCUCCCGUAGCCCCUACCUCUUCUCCUGCGGAGAGGACAAGCAGGUCAAGUGCUGGGAUCUGGAGUACAACAAGGUCAUCAGACAUUACCACGGACAUCUGAGUGCUGUGUACGACUUGGACCUGCAUCCCACUAUUGACGUGCUGGUGACUUGUAGUAGAGACUCUACUGCAAGGGUGUGGGAUAUCAGGACCAAGGCCAAUGUCCACACCCUGUCUGGACACACCAACACAGUGGCCACAGUUAGGUGCCAGGCUGCAGAGCCCCAGAUCAUCACAGGAAGUCACGACACCACCAUCAGGCUGUGGGAUCUCAUAGCCGGGAAGACCAGAGCUACACUGACCAAUCACAAGAAGUCUGUCAGAGCCCUCGUCCUGCACCCCAGACAGUACACGUUUGCCUCUGGCUCUCCGGACAACAUUAAGCAGUGGAAGUUCCCCGACGGGAGCUUCAUCCAGAACCUGUCCGGACACAACGCUAUCAUCAACACGCUGGCGGUCAACUCUGACGGAGUGCUGGUGUCCGGAGCUGAUAACGGGACCAUCCACAUGUGGGACUGGAGGACGGGCUACAACUUCCAGCGCAUCCACGCCGCCGUGCAGCCCGGCUCCCUGGACAGCGAGUCGGGCAUCUUCGCCUGCAUGUUCGACCACUCGGAGAGCCGGCUGAUCACCGCCGAGGCCGACAAGACCAUCAAAGUGUACAGAGAGGACGAUACCGCGACUGAAGAAUCCCACCCGAUCAACUGGAAACCAGAGAUUUUGAAGAGGAAGAGAUUUUAAAGCUUAACAUUAGCAUGCCGCUUUUGUUGUCAUUUCAGCAAAUGCUCCCCGUUUUUGUUGAGUUGAAAAUGGCGAUAGUCCUUGCUGUUUCUGCUGUAUAUU